This is a messenger RNA of Penicillium salamii, 1398 nucleotides long. The record is from the annotation of a GenBank genome assembly. Lineage: Eukaryota; Fungi; Ascomycota; Eurotiomycetes; Eurotiales; Aspergillaceae.
AUGGCACCAGAAAAGGAGGAGCCCAAUAAACUGACACCUGUUCCUUCACAGGAAGGCCAGUUUGAAGGCGUUCACCACACUCACGAUGCAGUGUUCGGCGAACUCACAGAAGAUGGUCCCAACUAUCGCAAUGUUGGAUGGAUUGGCACAGUUGCCUUGAUGACGAAGAGUAUGAUUGGCAUCGGAGUACUCUCGGUACCAAUUUCCUUCGACACUCUGGGCAUAGUGCCAGGAGUCAUCAUCCUGAUUACCAUCGCCUCUAUCACGACUUGGUCAGACUAUAUUGUUGGCGUGUUUAAGCUGCGACACCCCGAGGUCUAUAGUAUUGAUGAUGCAGGACACCUGAUGUUUGGUCGCGCUGGGCGAAUCAUAUUUGGAACCGCAUUUGUACUCUAUUGGAUCUUUGUUGCUGGAUCUGGCAUGUUAGGUAUCUCGAUCUCUUUUAAUGCCAUGUCUAGCCAUGGUGCCUGCACAGCAAUCUUUGUCGCGAUUGCCGCUAUCAUCGGAUUUACACUGGGGAGUAUCCAAACUCUAGCCAAAAUUAGCUGGAUGGCCUGGGUUGGUCUGAUUGGAAUUCUCACCGCAAUUUUCAUGGUUACUAUCGCUGUUGCUAUCCAAGACCGACCGUUCGCCGCCCCAAAGGAUGCCGUCUGGGUUCCCGAUUAUCAGAUAGUAGGAAACCCAUCUUUCACCAAAGCAAUCACUGCUGUAUCCACUCUCGUCAUGGCAUAUGCCGGCACACCAGGAUUCUUUCCUAUUGUAUCUGAGAUGCGUGACCCAACAAAAUAUACCCGAUCACUUCUCAUCUGCCAGACAAUCGUCACUGUGACAUACCUUGUUGUGGGUUGUGUUGUCUAUAUUUACUGCGGAUCAUAUGUUGCCUCCCCGGCUCUGGGAUCGGCUGGUCCACUUGUGAAAAAAGUGAGCUACGGCUUCGCUCUUCCAGGACUCAUAGUGACUACUCUACUGGUGAUUCAUAUGCCGGCUAAAUAUAUCUUCGUCCGUAUCCUCCAAGGGUCCAGGCACCUGGCUAGGAAUACUCUGAUUCAUUGGGUUACAUGGCUCGGGUGUACCGUGAGCAUUACCGUGAUUGCAUACGUGAUCGCUAGCAGCAUACCGGUAUUCAAUGAUCUGGUGUCGCUGGUUGGCGCUUUGCUUGGUACUCUGAUGUCCUUCCAGCCCAUGGGCUGCAUGUGGCUUUAUGACAAUUGGUCGAGUGGGAAAAGCGAGAAAUCAGUCAAGUGGAUGCUAAUGGUAGGCUUCAGUGGGUUUGUGGUUCUGUCUGGGACAUUCCUAAUGGUUGCUGGUACCUACGGCUCAGUGGUUAGUAUUAUGGAGAGUUAUGCAGCAUCUGGGGGAUCAGCAGCUUGGUCCUGUGCGGACAACUCGAACUCUUGA